GUUGCCGACCACAAGCACCAAAGCAGAGGGGCAGGCAGCACACAGCCCGGCAGCCAGAGUACCAGUCCGGCGACGGUCCCUGAGAUGAGCGAACGCCAAGUGAUCCAAGCGUCCGAGCUCGCCUUCCUCCUGGAAAACUGCAGCUCCUCCUAUGACUACGGGGAGAACGAGAGCGAGUCCUGCUGCCCGUCCCCGCCGUGCCCGCAGGACUUCAGCUUGAGCUUCGACCGCACCUUCCAGCCGGCCCUGUACGGCCUCCUCUUCGUGCUGGGGCUGCUGGGCAACGGCGCUGUGGCGGCCGUGCUGCUGAGCCAGCGGGCAGCCCGGAGCACCACCGACACCUUCCUGCUCCACCUGGCCGCGGCCGACAUACUGCUCGUGCUGACCCUGCCCCUGUGGGCGGUGGACGCCGCCAUCCAGUGGGUCUUCGGGUCUGGCCUCUGCAAGGUGGCCGGGGCCCUCUUCAACAUCAACUUCUACGCCGGGGCCCUCCUGCUGGCCUGCAUCAGCUUUGACCGCUACCUGAGCAUCGUGCACGCCACCCAGCUGUACCGCCGGGGGCCCCCGGGCCGCGUGACCGUCACCUGCGUGGUCGUCUGGGGGCUCUGCCUCUUCUUCGCCAUCCCCGACUUCAUCUUCCUGUCGGCCCACCGCGACGAGCGCCUCAACGCCACCCACUGUCAGUACGACUUCCCGCAGGUGGGCCGCACGGCCCUGCGCGUCCUGCAGCUGGUCGCCGGCUUCCUGCUGCCCUUGCUGGUCAUGGCCUACUGCUACGCCCGCAUCCUGGCUGUGCUGCUCGUCUCCAGGGGCCAGCGACGGCUGCGCGCCAUGCGGCUGGUCGUGGCGGUCGUGGCGGCCUUUGCCCUCUGCUGGACCCCCUACCACCUGGUGGUGCUGCUGGACACCCUCAUGGACCUGGGGGCCUUGAGCCGCAACUGUGGCCGGGAGAGCCGCGUGGACGUGGCCAAGUCGGUCACGGCCGGCCUGGGCUACAUGCACUGCUGCCUCAACCCGCUGCUCUACGCCUUUGUGGGCGUCAAGUUCCGAGAGCGCAUGUGGGGGCUGCUCGCGCGCCUGGGCCGGCCCGGCCAGAGAGGGCACCAGCGGCCGCCGUCGUCCUCCCGCCGGGAGUCGUCCUGGUCCGAGACCACGGAGGCCUCCUACUCGGGCUUGUGAGGCCGGACAGGGGCUCUCCUUUCGCCCCGCGGCCCCGACCACCCCCACACCCCAGGCUCCUCCCUCCCUCCCUCCCUCGCCCCGUAGCCUCACGCCCCACGCG
Molecule: messenger RNA, 1282 nt
Organism: Zalophus californianus (California sea lion)
Lineage: Eukaryota; Metazoa; Chordata; Mammalia; Carnivora; Otariidae
Gene: CXCR3
Product: C-X-C motif chemokine receptor 3
Exons: 2
Coding region: 85-1179 (364 amino acids)
Biological process (GO): chemotaxis; inflammatory response; immune response
Cellular component (GO): membrane
Molecular function (GO): C-X-C chemokine receptor activity
Source: RefSeq, a predicted model, not a curated record